AUGGAAUCUAAUCAAACAGUGAAUUUGUAUGUAACGUAUGUAGAGAAAGAAGGACCUUUCUUGAAGAUAUGGGGUCAAACGGAGAAAAACAACGCAAUUUAUGUGGAACAGUUCCUUGCUGGUGCAAGCCAGCACUUCGAUAUGGGAGUCGGCAAAGUUCCACCACAAACUUUACAACCUGGUACUUUAGCAUGUGCAAAAUAUAAGGAUAACAAAUAUUACAGGGCUAGGAUUAUGAAUAUGUGCAUCCAGGACACUUUUGUAGAGGUUAGCUUUGUAGACUUCGGCAACAAGGACAUUGUGUCUUCGGAAAACAUCAGGAGCUUACAAAAUUUUCCCUCAUCAUUUAUUUCUAUUCCCCCACUGGCUAUAGGCUUUAUAUUUGCAGAGGCUCAUUGUGUAGGAGGUGGAGUUUGGGAUGAUAGAGUCUUUGAAAAUAUAUCCAAAGAAAUAAAGUACAGGGAAGUGCAGUGUCAAUUAUUGAUUCAAGCUACACAGUACUUCCUUGUAAAAAUCUACAUAGAUGGGACAGACUUAUGUUCUAUCUUGAUUCAACGUGCACUGAUGCAACCCAUCACUUUGCAAGCACAACAAGCUGUUUUACUCAGCAUGAGUAUGCAAAAACAGAUGAUUCAGCAAGUGGUUCAACCUGCUCAAACUACCACAGCUACAAUAAAUACUUAUAAAGCUUGCACUUUGGAGCCAGGGUGCCAAUACCAGGUGUAUGUUUCCUAUGUCAAUGAUGGACCUUGCCAGUUUUCUGUACAGCUCAAGCAAACUGAAGAUGCCUUGGCUAAAUUGAUGAGUGAUAUAAAUUCUGCUGGGCUAAGAUUGCUGGAAGACUUGCCUAUUCCAGGAACUAUUUGUCUAGCAAAGUGCCAGGAAGAUGACAGUGUGUGUAGGGCUGUUGUUACCAAUGAAGUUGACAAUCAGUUCAAGGUAUUUUAUGUGGAUUUUGGCAACUAUGAAGUAGUACCAAUUGAUGCCCUUUAUCAAAUUCCCUUCAAAUAUGUUCUUCCCAAAGUGAUGGCAAUAAGAUAUUCCCUUGCUGGUGUUGAAAAAUCCACCUUGACCAUGGAAAUGCAGCUAGCAUUUAAACAAUUUGUGGACAACCGCCUGCUUCACAUGAAAGUCCUGCCAACACCAACUAGGAUGGCUAUUCCCAAGUGUGAGCUGUGGGAUCCUGAGACUAAAAUUAGUGCUUUAGAGGUUGUGAAUCGUGCUGCUCAACAUGCAUAUCCUGAGCCCAUCUCAUUGACCAGAGGAUUCAGCCAAAAUGUCAAGGUCAGUUUUGUGUACAGCUGUAGCCGAUUUUAUGUCCAGCUGUUCAGCAAAGAAGUUGAGCUCUCAAAUCUGAUGACAGAAUUACAAGAAAUCUGCCAAUUGUCUGAACCUCUAGAUCCCAGCAUUUUGAAAGUAGACCUCCCUUGUUGUGCCCUUUUUGAUGGUGAUCAGCUGUGGUACCGCAGUCAGGUGGUGAACGUUAUGGGUGACAGGGUGAAAGUGCGCUACAUUGAUUAUGGUAAUGAGGAGGAGGUGCCCAGCGUGCAGUUGAGAGGUAUUGAGGGAGAGCAGCUGACGGUUUUGAGGCCGCAAGCGAUCGAAUGCUGUCUGAACGGGUAUCAGAACAUGGAGGACGAUGCUGAGAGAGAUGCUUUGCUGGAAGAAAUCGUUUUGGAGGGUGUGUUCACUAUGAAAGUAGUCGAAAUGCUGGAUAAAAAGGCGUUAGUGGACCUUUACGACGCCUCGAAUUACAACGUGGCAUCGUUGCUCUUGGACAAGAUAGCGGCCGCAAAGUCUCAAGUCAGUCCCAUGUUGGUGCAAGCCGGCAACAAGAUCGAGCACAGGAAGUCCCAUUCUCCGAAAGAGUGGCAGAAUAAUGGCAGAGAACAGAAUUUCAGAGGGGACAGAGAACGGAAUACGGGGAGGGAAACUAACACUUGGAAUGAACGAUCAAAUGAUCGAGCGGAUAAACCUUGGAGGCAAAAUAAUCGAGAAAAUCGAAAUUAUGACAAUUCAAAUGAUGGUAAUGAAAGAGGUUCUUGGAGACAAAAUAACAGAGGAUUUAGCCCGAAUACUCAGCGGUCCGACAACAGGGAUAACGCCCAGAAGCAGGACAGUUGGAACAACACGGCCAACAACAAUACCGAACCAGCCCCCACCGAAGAAUGGAACAACACUGGCUCGAACACGGUGGUGAACGACGAAUGGAACACCCCCACUAACGAUACCGGGUACGGAAAUGACAGGCGCCAGAAUGAUUACGGAAAGAACAGAGGAGGGUUUGACAGGGACAACAGGAGAGAUGGGAGAGGAGAUGGAAGAGGAGAUCGUUUUGAUGGAAAUCAGAGAGAUAGAGAAUUCAGAAAGAAGCCAGAUUACAGAGGAGGUGGCUCAGACGACGGCUCGGAGACGGGCUACCACAAGGGUCCGCGUACCAGCUCGCGCAACGACCGUCCCGCCUACCAAACCCGGCACGACCGCAACUUCGACUCGAAACCGCCGCGCCAAUCGUCGUUCGACGACAAGGCCGAGGAUUCGUGGAACGUGAGCGCCGUCACCGCCCCCACGUCGGAGCCCGUCCCCUUGGACCCCGCCCCCGCGACGGCGGUGUACGGUAGUUGCGAGGUGGUGGGGACGGAGGGGACCGUGGGGAUCAGUUGGUUUCACAAUCCGGGGCUGUUUUACUGUCAGCUGUUGGAUUUCCAGGACAAGUUCAAAACGAUGAUGGAGGAGAUCCAGCAGUUCUACAAGAACAGGAAACCGGAGCGCGCUGUCGUCGGCGCGCCCGUCAUCGGUCUGUUCCCCGAAGACAACGUCCUCUACCGCGCCCAGAUCCUGCAAGCCACCGGCGCCGAAUACAAAGUCUACUACGUCGACUUCGGCAACGUGUCCACCGUGUCGAAGGUGUGGCCCAUCGAGAAGAGGUUCAUGGAGACGCCGGCGCAGGCGAUCGCGUGCGGGCUGCGCGGGGUAGGUGGUGUUGGGGGGGACUGGGGCGACGCGGACCGGUUCGGGAGCUAUUUCGACAAGCCGAGCUUCGUGUGCCGCUUCGUGGAUAAAGUGGAGGGGAAGACUUUGGUGGACAUAUUCCAUGGCUCUGAAGACGUGGCCCAGCAGCUGAUGCGCGACGGACUGGCCGUGUCAACGCUGACCACCGUGCCGGACAUGGAGAUCGCCCUUUUGCUGGGACAACAGCUCAGAGCGACGCUGAUGAGCGUCAACAAUCUAUCCGACAUCAUGAUAGUACUGGAAUGCGGCCUAGCUGUUAGUUGUGCUGCUCACAAUUUGGCGACAGCUACCGAGACUUUUGAGGAUACCUUGAAAGGUCUUCUGGAACAAACUGUGAUUGUUUAUGUCGAUAAUGUUAUAGAUAAUAAGUUAGAAGUCACCUUCUACGAUACGGAAGGCAACAAACACGUCAUCGUUGAGCCGGAUGAGGGCGCAUUCGAUACGGUCGAGCGAUUAUGUCCUUUGCCGGUCCUGCGUUCCACCCUAACCGGCUACGUCUCCUUCGCCGACUCUACCAGCAUUUUCCUUCAACCGACGGAAUAUUCAGAACUGCUGGCCUAUCUGCUGGACCAGCUGUUCGCCACCUAUGAUGGACAGACCCAGGAAACCCCUAUCGUGCCGGAAGAGGGCGCCGUUUACGCGGUGCGCAGCGAGGACGGCAACUGGUACAGGGGCAGGGUGGCGAGUUUCGACGACGAGAAGGCCGUGGUUGGUUACUUGGAUUACGGGAACUCGGAGAGUGUCGGUUUCGCGGAGAUCAGGGAGUUGGAGGGCAAGUUUUUGGAUAUUUGUACGCUGAGUCUGCAGAUCAUCACCCCCGAUGCUGAAUCGUUCCUCGACAAAGACGUCACCGCCACGAUAGCUUACGGCGAAAACGGCUGGGAGGGCAUCGUCGUCCUCUCCGAGUCCACCGUAAUUUCCGAGUCGACCGUAAUUUCUGAGUCGAUUGCCUCGACACAACCCGUCAAAGAUCAGGACGGAUCGGCUGAUACCGGCUUCGUGACCUCGAGCCUGGAACGACCGGAAUCCGAGGUGGCGCCCGAGGCCGAGAGCGACGAGAGCAACAGCAGGGCGGACAAAGUGGGAGUCGAGACCACGGCGGUCGAGGAAGUUGUUUCGGGGACGGAGGAAGGGCUGCCAAGCGUUCCGAUCAAAGGACAACCGGUGUUCGCCAGCCACGUAGACUCCCCCAACGAGUUCUACCUACAAUUCGCCGAAUCCCUCAACGCCAUCGAGGAACUGCAAGCCGAACUGCAAGAACAAGUCGCCGAAAUGCCGCCGAUGGACAAUCCGGCGACGGGGAUGUUCUGCGCCGCCCCCUACUCGGUGGACGGGCAGUGGUACCGCGCCGAGAUCCUCGACGCCGACGCCGAUAUAACGACGGUGCGCUUCGUCGAUUUCGGCAAUACGGACGUGAUCGAUAACAAGACGACGCCGGUGCGGACGCUGUCGUCGAAGUUGCUGUCGCUGGCGCUGUACGCGACCAGAUGUAGUCUCAAGGUAAAACCCAAAGACGACGAGUGGAGCACCAUAACCCUCGAAGUGUUCGAGAAGUUGGCCCUGGCCGAUAGUCUGUCGGCCGAGUUCCUCGACCAGGACGAGAAAACGAGCUACGUCGAACUGUACUCGGACGGCGUCAACGUCAGAGAGGGGCUGGUGCAGCAGAACCUCGCCUUACCUGCCGACGAGACGAUGGCGGAACAGAAACCUACCACCGGAUUUGUCAGCCAUCUGAAUUCGCCAUCGGAGUUCUGGGUGCAACUGGAGAACUGCGUGGACGAGCUCGAGUGGAUAGCCGAACAGUUAAGCGCGGCCGAGACGUUCCCUGAGCUAGAAGACCACACGCCCGGCACCUUGUGCGCCGCCCUCUUUCCCGACGACCAGAUGUGGUACCGCGCCCGGAUCCUGUCGAACACCGUGGCGGGCAUCGAGCUGCUCUUCAUCGACUACGGCAACUCGUCGGUGAGCGACCAGCUGCGGCAGCUGCCCGAAGACCUGGUGGCGACGGCGGCGCUGGCGCAGAAGUGCUGUCUGCUGAAGCCGGAAGGGGUUCAUGUAUGGAGCCAGGAGGCGUGUGCCAAGUUCACCGAACUCUCGCUAGACGGCCAGACGAUCUUCACCGUGAAGAAGCUCGCCACCGACGAAACUUCAACCGUGCAACUCCUCCUCGCCGGUCGUGACGUCACCGAAUUACUGGCUCCGAUCACUGAGGAGGGGUACGUGAAGGAGGCCGAAACAUUGCAGAAGUUGCGGAUCGAGAAGGCCUCGGGCGAGGCGGUGGAGGGAGAGUUGGAGUUGGAGCCGUUGGCGGGGCAGGAGUUGGCGGUGGAGGCGGCAGAGAAGUUCGGGGAGUUGAACCAGCAAGGUACAACCCUGUUCCAAAUCGAGUUUGUCAAUGAACGUACAGUUAGACUGUACCUGAACGGUCAAGACAUAAGACCACAACUUGGAGGCAUGCGUAGUGCAUCCUGCGACAAUUCACAAACCGAAAACGAUGCUCUUAUUGAAGGCACUGAAGCGGUAGAAGGUGCCGAAGAAUCGGAAUCCACAGCCGAACAAAUAGAACUGACUGUUGAAUCUGAUGUCACCGAAAAUUCACAUGAAAAUGGAAACAAAGAUAGUACUGAAUUAGUCCCAGAAGUUUGCGAAAUGAUCCACGAUCUGCAGACUGAAGUUUUGAACAAGAUUGAGCAGACUAUCUCCAGUGAAGUUGAUGAUGUCACUGAACAUUUCCAUGAAGACACAUACAGAGAUAGUACUGAAUUAGUCCCAGAAGUGUGCGAAAUCAUUCACGAUCUGCAGACUGAAGUUUUGAACAAGAUCUCCAGUGAAGUCGAUGAUGUUCACACCAAAAUAGAAGUUACUUCGAAUUUAGAAGAAGACACGGGAGUUAUUGAAGAAAAAUCGUCUUCAAGUGGAAUUCUAUUACCGACUAGUGAUAAUGAUCCAGAGGGAGUAGUAUCUCUUGAAGAAGUAAAUAUGCAACAGAUAAAACCGGACCAUGUAGUAGAAAAUGUAAUAGGUUCAGGACAGUCACAUGAUGAACAAACUUCCAAUAUUCACAGUGAAGUAAUCUCGAAGACUCAUGAAAACAAUUCAAAUAUUGACGAUAACCGAACUACACUACCUCCAGGUGCAGAGUCCUCUGAAAUUAAAAUAGAACCAGAACAACUUUUAGUUUCACAGGAUUCAGAGCAGUCACCUAACAUUGAACAGACAUUAGUGGUUAUGUCUUCUGGAGAAGCCAAUGAUACAAAGAUUGAUCAUGAUAUCCAGAAUGAUGAAAUCACGGCGACAGAUGGAGAUAAUCCGGAUAACCAAAUAACUUCCUUGAAGAGCCCUGAAGAUGUAAUCAUACCUUUGAUAGAUUCAUCAAAAAUUGAACAAGAACCAGAACAUCUAGAAGAUGUUUUGGAUUCACAAACCCCAUUGCAGCUACAUGAAUAUGUUGACGAUAACCAAACUACAAUACCUCUAGAUGCAGAGUCCUCGGAAAUUGAAAUAGAACCAGAACAACUUUUAGGUCUACAGGAUUCAGAGCAGUCACCUGAUAAUGAACAGAAACUAGUGGUUAUGUCUUCUGGAGAAGCAAAUGAUGUAAAAAUGGAUCAAUAUAUCCAAAAUGAUGAAAUCAUGGCGACAGAUGGAGAUAUUCCGGUUAACCAAAUAACUUCCCAGAAGAGUCCUGAAGAUGUAAUCAUACCUUCGGUAGAUUUAUCGAAAAUUGAACAAGAACCAGAACAUCUAGAAGAUGUUUUGAAUCAUGCUAACCAGGUCUCUUCUGAAAAUUUGACGGCAACUGUAGACCUAGAUGUGGAAAUGUCUUCUGAAGAGAAAUCUCAGAGUCAGAUCAUUUCAACCAUAGAUAAUUCGCUAGAACCAGAAGAUUCAGAAUCUGGAUACGAACCUGAAAUUGUGAAGAUGAAAUCUGAAGUUGAUCGACAAAUUGAUCUAACAACGGAAGUUCUCGAAGAUGAAAUUGGAGUUUCCCACAAAUCUGAUGAAUCAUCAGAAGUAGAAAAGGCUGAUGAGUCCAUUAGGGCAAUGGAAAAAUCUAAAAUUCGUGAUCAGGAACAAGAGUUGAUCCAAAGAAUAGAAAGCCUUUCUGCUAAAGGCCAAAGUCCCAAAAAAUUGUCCUCGUCCAGUUCUAGUUCCACAGCACGAAAAACAUCAAUACCCUCUAAAGUACCUUCCCCAAUGAAGCACAGCGAGAAAUCUUCACCCACUAAGGAAUCCCCUAAGAAAACAUCUCCCAAAAAAGUUACCCCUACAAAAGUGUCACCUAACAAGGAAUCUACCAAAUCAACACCUAAUUCUCCUGUCAAAGUGUCGCUCAGAAAAGAUUCUCCCAUCAAAGUAUCUCCUGACAAAGAAGCAACCAAAUCCGUGAAGACGUCACCUGUUAAGAAAGAAUCAUCCAAAUCGCCAAUUAAAGAAGGCACAACCGUGAAAAAGAACAUCCUACUAGAUUCGGUUAAGAAAAUGUCCCCUUCAAAAGUAGCCUCACCAGCCAGUGCCAGUGCAUCCAAUCACGAUGAGGAAUUAGCUUGUCUUAGUAGGCCGGAAACUCCCAGUGAGGAUAAUUCAGAAGUCGAGGCGAUAAUGAAGAAUACCUUGUUGAAAAGUGGGGUUAGGAGCAGGCCUCAGAGUUCCUGUUCCGGAAGGGUGAGCUUCGAUGAAAAGAUCGUUCCUGCGUGUAUUUCCAGACCGGAAACUCCUAAUGAAGUCGAUUCAGAAGUUGAGGCUAUCAUGAAGACGGCCUCGAUGAAAAGUGAGGUUAGGAGUAGGCCUCAGAGUUCAAGUUCCGGGAGAAUGAGUUUCGACGAUAAGAUCGUACCUGCCUGCAUUUCUAGGCCAGGAACGCCUGUUGAUGAUAAUUCGAAAGUGGAGGCUACAUCUAAGAAAAAUGAGGUUAGGAGUAGACCACAAAGUUCGUGUUCUGGGAAGAUGAGCUUUGAUGAAAAAAUCGUACCUGCUUGCCUUUCAAGGCCAACUAGUGCAUUGGAAGGUGAUUUAGAAGUGGAUGCGGUCUUGAAGAUUUCAGACGAUUUGAAAGAGAAAAAUAAGGUUGAGAGUAGGCCCGAGAGCGCUUGUUCUGGAAAGAUGAAUCAUGAUGAGAAAAUUGUGUCUGCUGCGUUAUCUGGGCUGCAGACAACAGUUGACGAAAAUGCUGAUGUUGGAGUUUCUGAAUAA
Phaedon cochleariae (mustard beetle) is the source of this 8205-nucleotide messenger RNA. NCBI's taxonomy places the organism in Eukaryota, Metazoa, Arthropoda, Insecta, Coleoptera, Chrysomelidae. The record is from the annotation of a GenBank genome assembly.